AUAUGCAAUUGUGACCGCCAUGCACAAAUAAAUACAAAUAUUGUUUUAUUUUCCCUUUCCAGGUUAAUUUAAUUGACUCAGAAAUAAGAACAAAUCAAAGCACUCAAACUACUAGGCGAAAUGUGAGGAAUAUUGGUACCCAGACUAUUGUGGAAAAAUUAAAAUCAACUGAAAUUACUGAUAAGCAGCAGCCAAGUAAAGAUUCCAAGCAAGCAAAACCAUGUUUUAUAUCUUUUGAAAAGUGCAAAGGAAAUGCCAGAUUCCAAUUUUUUACUGGACUUGAUAUUAGAGACUUUGAAGUGUUGUUUGAACUUUUAGGAGGAGAUGAUGUCAUUAGAAAUCUCAAACAAAAAUAUAAUCUAAAUGAUUUUGAUGCUAGGUACUCAAAAGUCUCAGGACGUGAUCGUCUCUUCCUGUUUUUAAUUAGAUUGAGAAGAGGAGUGCCAUUAGAUGACUUGUCAGAAAUAACCGGUAUUGGAAGAUCAUACCUUGGAGAUCUGUUAUACGUCAUGACUAGACAUAUAUAUUUGACCUUUAAAAGCAUGGAAAGUCAUUUUUUUCCCACUGCAGCUCAACAAGAAAAGAACAAGCCAAAGCCAUUCAAGCCAUUCCAAAAUCUGAGAAUUAUACUGGAUGGUGCACAUUUUUUCACAGAAACGCCAACAAACUUCGAACAACAAGGAAAUACAUACUCACUGUACAAACAUCACAACACUUUUGUAGUGGUCGUCGGGAUAUCCUGCCAAGGUGCUGUAACAUUUGUAAGUCCUGCUUUUGAGGGCAAUAUGAGUGAUAAGAGAGCUGUGUUAGAAAGUGGGCUGCUGGAACGUCUUGAUGAAGGGGAUGCAGUUAUGACUGACAGAGGAUUUGACAUUGCGGGUGAGCUUUUAGAUAUUGGUGUCAGACUUUACAAGCCACCAAGUCUCGGAGACCGUAAUAAAUUAACAGGAGAAGAAGAAAUUUUGACAAAGGCAAUUGCAGCUGCUCGAAUUUAUGUGGAACAUAUUAUUGCUGACAUUAAAGACAAUAGAUUGUUACAGGGUGUUAUACCGCUUAAGUUGUUACCGGUAAUUUCAGAUCUUAUCUACAUAGCAGGCUACCUCUGCAAUUUUAAGCUAUCACGAAUUCAUGCUUAUAAAAAAACAAAAAAGAAUAAGUUUAAGAAAAAGUAAGGUAUUUGAAUUGAUAGAAAAUCUAUAUAUAGGAAUAUAUGAAUUAUUGUUUGUAUUACGAAUUACAUGUUUGAAUUUAUUAUAAUGUUGACUAGUUUGGAAAAAAACUGAUCAUUCUUCAAACUGCACAUUUGUUGUCGCGAGUAAAACAUACUAUGCUUAAAGACAAAGGGCCUUCUAACAUAGUGCCACCAGAUCCUACCUUGUUAAUUAUUCCAUACUGUUGUUACAAUAGUUUGAUUUUACUUGUAACACUGUACUAACGUCUACAUAAACCAAGUUUAGUCAAGAUUAUUUUGUUAGUCAAUAAAUAAAAUUUUAAAUACUUACUAACUACUUUGAUUUAAAACCUUUCUACAAUAAUUAAGGCACCUUCAGUGUAAUAAUGAAACAUACCAGCGUGACCAUUCAACCUUAUAUGAGACCAUAAGUAAAGAAGCAGCGCACUAAUAUGGCUGCAUCUGCC
Frankliniella occidentalis (western flower thrips) is the source of this 1638-nucleotide messenger RNA. RefSeq lists its product as uncharacterized. The coding region runs from base 510 to 1172 and encodes 220 amino acids. NCBI's taxonomy places the organism in Eukaryota, Metazoa, Arthropoda, Insecta, Thysanoptera, Thripidae. The record is from RefSeq and is a predicted model, not a curated record. The transcript is spliced from 2 exons.